AUGGCUGUCGCAGCCCUUCAUGCCAUGCAUGUCUCAGUUGGCUCGCCAAUCAUGCUGUCUCAUGCUGUGCAAGCAAACAGCAUUCAUGUUAACGAGAAACAGCUAGAUGUGUUCCAGUCACAACUACUGCAUCAUUGUAUAACUCUUAAACAAAAAGCUCUCAAGUUUCUUUCAAUAGCUCUACAAAACCCCCAUCAGCACAACGAGCUGCAGACAUUUGGUACUGCAGUUGUUCUCACUCUCUUAGAGUGCUUUGAAACAGGCGCAGGGUCAUGGGCGAUUCACCUGGAUGGCGCGAAGAAGUUGCUUGACGCAGGAAUCCAGAAGAGCUCUACUCUUGAAGCAUUCGUCGAAGAAUUAAUACUAUUCGAGAUAUUUGGUUCUACCUUUGUACCAUCCAACGUUGUCUCCACGUCAAUAACGACGCGAACAUUCUCGGCAACCUCACCUGAAACCAUUUUAUUGUGCAAUAGCUUCGUUUGCCCAGUAGAGCUACUGCAACAGAUUACAUUAGCAACAGCUAAGUCAAGAAUCGCUCGACAGGCAAUGUUAAAUUUGUCCAACGCUGCUGAAUGCACAUCAGCAAUCGAAGAUUUGAAGGCUGAUCUGAUCAAAAUCCAACAAUUCCAUAGCCUGACCUGGGUCGAAAAGGUCAUAUCAGUCACAGGAUACUUGGCAAAUGUAUCGCGUCGAAUUAUCGCCCAGAUGUGCCUCAUUUGGAAAAUAUCAGCAGCGAUAUAUGUAUCCCGUCUACUAUACACCCUCACUGGGGAUGCUCAAUACCUCUCACCUAUUGUUGACGAUUUGAUCAACGCCUUCAUACCUAUACAAAACAAAGUUCAGCUCAAGUUCCUGUUAUGGCCUGCUGUUAUUGCUGGUAUUUCUACCACGAGGCCUGACCAUAGAGCGUGGACACUAUCGACCCUGGACGAGAUAUGGCGCUUGACACACUGCGCGAACGCCAAGGGCGCAGCAAUGGUUCUUAAGAAACUCUGGGAGAUGAAAGAUGCGAGAAUACACGAAAUUGGGGAUGAUCAUGGACGAGACUGGGACUGGCUGUGUGAUAUGUCAACCCUUGAUGGGUAUUGGCUACUUUUCUGA
Clonostachys rhizophaga is the source of this 1101-nucleotide messenger RNA. NCBI's taxonomy places the organism in Eukaryota, Fungi, Ascomycota, Sordariomycetes, Hypocreales, Bionectriaceae. The record is from the annotation of a GenBank genome assembly.